This is a messenger RNA of Micropterus dolomieu (smallmouth bass), 2481 nucleotides long. RefSeq names its product casein kinase 1, alpha 1 (gene csnk1a1). Bases 624 to 1721 code for a protein of 365 amino acids. Gene Ontology annotation, cellular component: nucleus; cytoplasm. The record is from RefSeq and is a predicted model, not a curated record. NCBI's taxonomy places the organism in Eukaryota, Metazoa, Chordata, Actinopteri, Centrarchiformes, Centrarchidae. Gene Ontology annotation, biological process: peptidyl-serine phosphorylation; signal transduction; negative regulation of canonical Wnt signaling pathway. Gene Ontology annotation, molecular function: ATP binding; protein serine/threonine kinase activity. The transcript is spliced from 11 exons.
AGAAAGGGUAGAGAAGACAAGAUGGCGGAGUGAGUGGGUUGCGCUUUGUACAGACGGUUGCGACCCUUGAAGUUUGCUGAAAACGCGCUUAAAGGACUCAAAACAUUGAAAAAGCAACACCACCAUCGGACGUGUAACUAAAAAGGCAGUUUCUGCCCCUCAGCACGGAGGAGGUCCGGACAUUUUUUCCGUGGCGGUCCUUGCGACAGCGUUAGCUUGAUGCUAACGUUAGCCAUCGUCAGAUUUCACUAACUUAGCUGCUACUUCGAGGUGGCUGGGUGGUUGAAGGCCGUAAGCCUUUUCGGAUUUAGUUUUGGAUGUAUAUACUGGCACGGUAUUCCGUGAGGAGGUUUCAUUUUAACAAAGAUCCAUUGUAGCCGGUAGCAUAUGAGUAAAGCGAAUAACGCCAGGAGAAACCUAUUUUCCAGCUGGCUUGUUACGUUAACGUUAGUCGUCUAUAAUAUUGUUUGGAGUAACGUUAACAGCUAACGUUAGUACAUAUUUACCCUCAGCAACACCAACUGGACAUACAGGACUCUGUGUGGUCUGCUGACAACCGGGCUAGACUGCCACAUAGAAUUUCCUAAAGUGAAUCGGGUGGAGAUUGUCAUUUGGUGGAUAUUAUGGCGAGCAGCAGUGGCUCCAAAGCCGAAUUCAUAGUCGGUGGAAAAUACAAGCUUGUCAGAAAAAUUGGAUCGGGAUCUUUCGGUGACAUAUAUCUGGCAAUCAACAUCACAAAUGGAGAGGAGGUAGCUGUAAAAUUGGAAUCACAGAAAGCCAGACAUCCACAGUUGUUAUACGAAAGCAAGCUGUACAAAAUCCUACAAGGUGGUGUUGGGAUUCCACACAUCAGGUGGUAUGGCCAAGAGAAGGACUACAAUGUCCUAGUCAUGGAUCUGCUUGGACCCAGUCUGGAGGACCUGUUCAACUUCUGCUCUCGCCGUUUCACCAUGAAGACGGUCCUUAUGCUGGCAGACCAGAUGAUCAGCAGAAUUGAAUAUGUACACACAAAGAACUUCAUCCACAGAGAUAUCAAACCAGACAACUUUCUUAUGGGCAUCGGCCGUCACUGUAACAAGUGUUUAGACUCGUCAGUGGGGAAGAGGAAAAGAAGCUUGGCUGUUAGCUCUUCUCAGGACCCAUCUUUCUCAGGAUUAAACCAGUUGUUCCUUAUUGACUUUGGUUUGGCGAAGAAGUACAGAGACAACCGAACACGACAGCACAUCCCCUACAGAGAAGACAAGAACCUGACUGGCACAGCACGCUAUGCCUCCAUCAAUGCACACCUGGGCAUUGAACAGAGUCGCCGUGAUGACAUGGAGUCACUAGGCUACGUGCUGAUGUACUUCAACAGAACCAGUCUGCCAUGGCAGGGAUUAAAGGCUGCCACAAAGAAGCAGAAGUAUGAGAAGAUCUCAGAGAAGAAAAUGUCCACCCCUGUGGAGGUCCUCUGUAAGGGUUUCCCAGCAGAGUUUGCCAUGUAUCUGAACUACUGCCGUGGCUUGCGCUUUGAGGAGGCUCCAGACUACAUGUACCUGCGCCAACUGUUCCGCAUCCUCUUCAGAACUCUGAACCACCAGUAUGACUACACAUUUGACUGGACCAUGCUGAAACAGAAAGCUGCCCAGCAGGGGGCCUCCUCUGGGGGCCAGGGCCAGCAGGCACAAACCCCCACAGGCAAGCAAACUGACAAACCCAAGCCUAACAUGAAAGGUUUCUGAGUGGCCUCUGCCCAGAGCAGAGCUGCAGAAGCGUUGGUGACCAGGACCAACAAGUCUCUCUUCCUGGACAAGCGACAAACAGAAAGUCUGUGUCUCCUUCCAUAAUAACUAUCUAUGUAAUGGAAAUGUAUAGAUUUACACACGCCUUUGUCAGCUGUGUUAUCUAUAUAUUCAUAUGUAUAUAUAAUAAAACUCUGCACUCCGAAAGAAAAGAAGAAUGAAAAAGCAGGUUUUUUUGGAUGUGGAGGCUGUAGCCCCCUGCCCCCGCCCCAGACACAUACCCCCUUCCACCCCGUCUGUCCUCCUUUCAGUGUUGACUUUUUGUAAGGUUUCCUUGGAAGCCGAAGUUAAGAAGAUAGUCAGCUGACCCUCUGUUUUUCUCUCCCAGUGGAAACAUCUCAAAGCAUCUCUUCCCCCUUUCACUCCUUCAUUAUUUCACUCCCUCCUUUUACCAAGCAAAUGUUAAAACAUGUAACCUGAAAACUGUUCUCCCUUUUUUGUUUCUGAAAUAAUUGAAUGAUGCAACCCUGGAUGUUAUUUACUAAAAAAUCAAAACUGUUGGAUUUUUUUCUUGUUUUUUCUUUUUGUUUUCCUAUGGUGAUUAGGAGUUUGCCUGUUGACAAUAUAAGAAGCUGAUGGCAACAGUCGAUGGUAGAAUGAUACUCUGGCUCUCUCCCUCUCUCUAGAGCUCUGAAUUAUUAUUAAAUCUGUUGUAAAACCUAUGGUCUUCUCCAAAAAUACCAAUAAAAACAUGACAUAA